GUGGGAGAAAAAGACGAAUUAUAAAAGAACUGCAUUUAAGCAUUUUUACAACAUUUAUUGCGGUGUUUUGUAUUAUUGUACACUGCAAUCGUGGUAGUCCAAUUUCUGUAGAAUAUUUCGAUGCUCACCCCGGCAUUUGAAUUAGGUCAAGAUGAGAAAUUCGUGUUUGUUUAUAUGAAGACACCCUACAUAAAGGCACAAGAUGUAGAGUAUUUUAUAGAAGAAAACCUUUUCAAAUUUUAUGUCAAACCAUAUUUCUUAAGGUUAAAUUUUCCUGGAAAAAUUAUUGAAAAUGGCGAGGAAUCCGCAUCCUACGAUGUUGAUAAAGGUUUAUUCACAGUUCGACUUCCGAAGCUAGUACCUGGUGCACACUUCCCUGACCUUGAUCUCGUAACGAAGUUGCUUGCUCCCUCUGGCAAGUGUAACAUAUCAACUCCUGGAAUUGAGGUCGUGUCUGAGAAUGCAGCCAGUAAUAGUGACGAUGAGGAGGAUUUCGACUGGGAAUGGAGUCAGGAAUUUUACGACGAAAAGGAAGAAGAACGACUUGUUGUAGACGGAUGCAAAUAUGGUUUUGGAAACAAAAAAUCUGGUGUUUUUCAUCGUUUAAAAGACGAACUGAAAGAUGUUGUGGAAAACCCGAAUCCAGAUGAAUUGUCGUAUCGUGAACGAAGGUUGGGGAGAAUUGCCUCUGAGAAUGAAAAAUUUGACGAAGAACAUUAUCUGGCAGACUUGUUUGAUGAUGUAAGAAUAAAAGAAAUUUUGGAUUAUGUUACAGAAAAGGAAGCUUCGUUCGAUGAUAUUGAAAAGAAAAAACUUCAACAGCUGCCAAAUCGAGAGUAUGUUUUUGAAAAAAAAGAAGAAAAUUUCGUUUGCUACAGCCUGGUUGAUAUUAUAUUUGCGUAUGCUUAUAACAAACGUACAACCUUUGGCGAAAACACGGUUGAAUCAGCGUGGACCAUUUCAAAAUUAAGUCCAACCUUAUCGUGGCUUGAGAGAUUCACAAAUGUAGAAGAUGUGUUAGUCGCGUGUGUUCGUCGGUCACUUUCCUACCCGCUCUUUAGAAAUUGGGAUUUGAGUUGCCGAGUUCUGCAAGAUGUUAAAGAUAUCUUUAAAUAUGGUCGAAGGAGGAUUUUGAAAUGUUUACUUGAAAUUUUAAAGUUAUUUAAUGAAAGUGAACCGCGGUAUCUACUCAAUGAACUUUACAUCACAGAUUACUGUGUUUGGAUACAAAAAGUGAAAGAAAAGAAAGUCGACUCAUUAGCAAAGAAAUUAUCGCAGACCAAAAUAACAAAAGAAUCAAUUAAUUGGGACCUAAAGAGCUUGGAAACGGCUGCUGUCCUGGUGUACAAUGAAGAGAAAAACCAUACCUCAGAUUCCGAACUGUCCUCCUCGGAGAGUUCAACGGACGAUACCGAUGAUGAUACGGAAAGUAAUGACACCACAGAUAGUGAUCCCGCCGAUGAAAAAUGUAUUCAUAAAUCUGCCUUGAAUUUUUCUGAAAGUACAAACUUUUGUAGCGAUGAUGUAGUAUCUGGCGAAAAUGCGGCUGUGUGCGAGAUUUCGGGAUUGUGUAAUGGGAGUUCUAAUUUCGAAAUUGAAAGAAACGAACAAAAUUCAGACGAGGAAACCCUUCGUAAAGUGGAAGUACCGUCCUUAUUGUUGUUUUCAAAUCCCGAUGCAAAAAGAACGUUAGUGGAAAUUAUAGAUGAUGAUGAUGAUGAUGAUGAUGACGUUAAUAAUGUAUGCUCAAGUAGUUGUGAGAAUGUGAACUGUGACAAUAACCUUGGCGUUGAAGUUGUCUCUUUGGACAAAAGGAAAGGAAACAAAGCAAUAAACAAUGAGAACAAAGAAUUAGUUUCAUCUCAGGCAACAGAUAAAAGCAACGAACAGGAAAUUUCAUCGGGAAUGUCCAGACUUCUUAUCAAUUCAUGAAAUCUGUGUAUAUAUGUAUCGAUGAGGUAUUUGUGUUCUAAUGCUCAUUUGAGCAUAUUUUUGGAUUUUUGCAGUAUCGACGAACCUUUUAUUAAUAUCAUCAUUAUUAUUAUAUCUUUAUUAUUAUUGUAAUUAUUAUUGCCGUGAAACC
Molecule: messenger RNA, 2083 nt
Organism: Dendronephthya gigantea
Lineage: Eukaryota; Metazoa; Cnidaria; Anthozoa; Malacalcyonacea; Nephtheidae
Product: protein SHQ1 homolog
Exons: 14
Coding region: 121-1932 (603 amino acids)
Biological process (GO): box H/ACA snoRNP assembly
Cellular component (GO): nucleoplasm; cytoplasm
Source: RefSeq, a predicted model, not a curated record